Molecule: messenger RNA, 966 nt
Organism: Penicillium canescens
Lineage: Eukaryota; Fungi; Ascomycota; Eurotiomycetes; Eurotiales; Aspergillaceae
Exons: 2
Coding region: 1-966 (321 amino acids)
Source: RefSeq, a predicted model, not a curated record
AUGGCAGGCACUAAAAAGCCCCCGAGGAUUCCCCAAGGCUUCCGAGCAUGGUAUGAGCGAUUAGUCCACAUGGUCCAUCAUUCCGAAUCCGAAAUCCCCGCCCCUGUUGUUGCGCAUAUCGAGCAGCCUUUCUCCCCUGGUCUCCCGCAUUUGAACCCCUCCGAUAUGACCUUACCUCAAACAGAGAGGGCUUUCAAUAUAAAGCCGGCCCAUGGCUAUCAGAGUUGGCAGUUUUCUUCGAUACAUGUUCCUCUUCCGGCUGAAUUUAAUCUCUGGCUGCAGAAAUAUGACGAGUUGACCGAGCUUUCUGUCUUUACUGAAGCAAAGUCCCGAUGUCGAGUAGACGCUUUGAUAGUGGCAGCAUACCGCAGCCUAUCAGAUCAAGGACUGCUCCAAAACCCUGCUGGCACUCGAGUGACUUUGGCUCUAGAGAGUCCUUUGGCGUGGGGACCUGUCCUCCACCAAAAUGUCCCACAUACGUGCAUUGGGACGGCAGAUUACAGUCUCCUUUUUGGAGAGAAGGACCAUAUGGCCUGUCAUUUGGUUAUUAUCGAAGCCAAGAGACGCGGCUGUUUCCCAGAUCAGGGCCAAAUCCUCGCCUAUAUGGCGAUGGUACAAGCCAACAGAAGAUCAAGGGGGCAGACAAAUUGGACGGUUUGGGGGGCCCUGACAGACGGCUGGGUCUUCCAUUUUUACCAACUAAAUAUGGAGGGAGAGUGGUCAGUUCUGGGAUUACAGACCGAGAGAGAAGGCUGGCAAGCAAUUGCCAGCAUGUUCGGAUCCAUCGUCCUACAUGCACAACAGGCAUGCAACUCCCCCUUUCGACUUAGUCUAUCUUCAAACCAAGCGCCUGCCUCCAAACGGCAAUCAGCGGCUUCUGCGGCGCCUAGAAUCAGUUCCCUUCAGUUGGCACCAAUGGAGGAGUUUUUGAGCGAGCUCGAGGAUGCUCUAGAUGUUGACACUUAA